Neohortaea acidophila is the source of this 1601-nucleotide messenger RNA. RefSeq lists its product as uncharacterized. The transcript has a single exon. The coding region runs from base 68 to 1156 and encodes 362 amino acids. Lineage: Eukaryota; Fungi; Ascomycota; Dothideomycetes; Mycosphaerellales; Teratosphaeriaceae. The record is from RefSeq and is a predicted model, not a curated record.
CUCGGCAUCGAGAUCACUCUUUGCCUCCUCACUACUUCCACAGUCUUUAUUGAAAGCUCCUCUGAUCAUGGCAGAGCGCAGUCGUGUCUACGUAGCGCCAACCGCCAAGUCUUUGGCAAGUCUCCAGAAGAUUACCAAUGAUGCAAAAGCCGCCAGUAAGAUCACCGAGUUGGUCUUCCUAGCAGAGAUCCUCGACUCGAAACGAAUGAAUGCUUUGACCGAAAGAGAAUACAUGGUCGUCUGCGAGGAUGCAGUCGCAGACGGAAAGAUUCAGCUGCCGAGCGACUUCGAGUGCAACACGGCAUCCCUGAAGGCCAGCUGGCAGCGAUACCGAGACGUCGUGGCGGAACACCAAGUGCAGCGUGAUGGAACCAAAGAGACUCUGAAAACGUGCCUCCUAAAGCUGGUCAGCCUACACACAGUGCGUGUUCAAAAUAAGAUCGACUCUCCAGGACUCAAUGAAGACCCAUUUUACCUCGCCCCCGCCCGUGAUGUACACAAGAGUCCAGACGGAGGUACACGGCUGGCAUUCCGAUUUGCCAGCGACCGCAACCUUGUGAUGAACGGCGUGAAUCAUCUAUUCGAAGCGCUCGCUGAGUGCGAAAAACCCAUCAAAACCCUGAACAUUGGCAACGGACUGAGUGAUCAAGCCGAAUACGGGAUCAAUGGAGUUGGUUGCUACAGUGCAUUUCCACCACUCCGGCAGCUCGCGCCCAAACUCACGCAUCUCACGUUGAGCGCAAAAGACUGUGACACAGGACGCUAUUACGAAAGGACAGCAUCUGGCGAAUGGCGCGAGUUCUUUCGAGCUGCCUGCAAUCUUCAAUAUCUCCGCAUCUACCCCGAACUGAUGCAGGACGGCACAAUCUGGAGAAGUAACGAGCACGGGACAGUACUUGGUCUUGUACUCGCGCACCACACGUUCCCGCACUUGCACACAUUCAAGGUCAUCGGAUUCUGGACGAGGCCCACGAAUGUUCGCGCCGUCUGGCUGAAUGCAUUUCUCCGUCGACAUCAGGACUCAAUUCGGCAUCUUGAGCUUUCCGGCGUGCUCGUCGUCAACUGGUACAGUUCGAAAGGAACCGCGGCUACCAUGGCAAAGAGCAUUCGAAUGAUGAAGAGCACGCUGAGCCUGCAAACGGCCACGAUGAUUUGAAUCGCCGCGAUGAAAAUGAGAAGAAGGCAAACGUAGAUGGCGAGGGCGAGUCAGAGUGGCACAAAACACGCCUCCUCGGCUACCCAUCGACCGUGGAUAAUGAGUGGAUUGCGAUGACCCAGUUGGAUGGCCUGGCGAAGGAUCUCGGCAUACAUCUCGAAGGGGGAGAAAUGUGGGAUUUUGGCGAGUUCAUCAUGAAUCGAUAGCCGCUCGCAGGUCCGGGUCGAUAUUGCGAUAUCGUUGCGGCGAGCUCGGUGGUGUGACCGAACGCCAUCUUGUAGCUUGCAUAUCGUGCGAUACGCAGUCCGUCCACAUACGAGACACACGGCUCAUCUCCUGAUUCGAGACUAGAUGUCCCCUGUACAGCUCAUUCUCCAAAUCCAUCUCUUGCCCCAACACCCUAGAUCUUCAUCUCAAGCGCCCUUCCCACCAGCAGCAGUCCUCU